CCUCAAACCGAUCCAUCUGCAGGCAUCACCAUGGCAGUGCAGAACAGAAACACUAGUUUUGCUUCCAACUUUAGUCCACCCCAAGACCAUGCCUCCUCCCUCCACUUCAACUUCAGUUAUGGUGAUUAUGACCUCCCUCUGGAUGAAGAUGAGGACAUGACCAAGACCCGGACCUUCUUUGCAGCCAAGAUCGUCAUUGGAGUGGCACUGGCAGGCAUCAUGCUAGUCUGUGGCAUUGGCAACUUUGUCUUCAUUGCUGCCCUUGCCCGCUACAAGAAGCUGCGCAACCUCACCAACCUGCUCAUUGCUAACCUAGCCAUCUCCGACUUCCUGGUGGCCAUUGUCUGUUGCCCCUUCGAGAUGGACUAUUAUGUGGUACGCCAGCUCUCCUGGGAACAUGGCCAUGUGCUGUGUGCUUCUGUCAACUACCUGCGUACUGUCUCCCUCUACGUCUCCACCAAUGCCCUGCUGGCCAUCGCUAUUGACAGAUAUCUUGCCAUCGUUCACCCCUUGAAACCACGAAUGAAUUAUCAAACCGCCUCCUUCCUGAUUGCUUUGGUCUGGUUGGUUUCCAUCCUCAUUGCCAUCCCAUCAGCCUACUUUGCAACCGAAACCGUCCUCUUUAUUGUCAAAAACCAGGAAAAGAUCUUCUGUGGCCAGAUCUGGCCAGUGGAUCAGCAGUUCUAUUAUAGGUCCUACUUUCUGUUUAUCUUUGGCCUCGAGUUCGUAGGGCCUGUGGUCACCAUGACCCUGUGCUAUGCCAGGAUCUCCCAGGAGCUCUGGUUCAAGGCCGUCCCUGGAUUCCAGACAGAGCAGAUCCGUAAGCGACUGCGCUGCCGCCGGAAGACAGUCCUGGUGCUCAUGUGCAUCCUUACAGCCUACGUGCUGUGCUGGGCACCUUUCUAUGGCUUCACCAUUGUGCGMGACUUCUUCCCCACUGUGUUUGUGAAAGAGAAGCACUACCUCACUGCCUUCUACGUCGUGGAGUGCAUCGCCAUGAGCAACAGCAUGAUUAACACUGUGUGCUUCGUGACRGUCAAGAACAACACCAUGAAGUACUUCAAGAAGAUGAUGCUACUCCACUGGCAACCCUCUCACCAUGGGAGCAAGUCCAGUGCUGAACUUGACUUCAAAACCAGUGGGGUGCCUGCCACUGAAGAGGUGGAUUGUAUCAGGCUGAAGUGACGUGGUAGCGUUACACAACAGAAAACCCAAAUCCAGUACUCAGAGCAUCAUCAAUCAAAUUCACAGCCCGCAUGGAAAAGAACAAUCAUAUUCAUGCCUCCUGUCUUCACAGAGCUAGAUGCUUCGAAGUCAUAACAAAUAAUGAGGCUGGACACAAACCACAGCCCAGACAUUUACUGAUAUCUGCUGAUAUCAUUAGCCUGCUGAGUACAUUGUCACAACCGUAAGAGCAGACACAAGUAGCAGCAACUGACAUGGACUGAAUAUCUACUGCGAGCAAGCCCCACCAAUGAGAUUAGACAGAGACAACAGGAUUGUCCUACCUACUGU
Molecule: messenger RNA, 1515 nt
Organism: Urocitellus parryii (Arctic ground squirrel)
Lineage: Eukaryota; Metazoa; Chordata; Mammalia; Rodentia; Sciuridae
Gene: Prokr2
Product: prokineticin receptor 2
Biological process (GO): neuropeptide signaling pathway
Cellular component (GO): plasma membrane
Molecular function (GO): neuropeptide Y receptor activity
Source: RefSeq, a predicted model, not a curated record